GCUGUGCUCAUGGCCAUGGAUGGCCAAAUUGCCCAGUCCUCCCUUCCCCACUCCAACUAGCCUUUUCCUUUUUUUGUUUUGGUUCCCUUUUGCUUUGCUUUUGUCAGGGUUCCACAAAUCAAUCCAUCAUCUCCCUCUCUUCUCCUUCACUUUCUUUCUUCCUUGUAUUAUACUCUGUUUAAUGCAAGUUGAAACUAGUGGUUACAGAGUUCCCCCACAAUGGACUAAAAGUCGAUGUUUGGAUAUGAUCGGAUCGUAUAUCAAAAUAUAUGUUCACUCGAUUCUAAUUCUCAAUUUUCUUUAGAUAUAGUUAGGCAUCAUUUCUUUAAAAUAGUUGAACAAAAAAGGUUGAUUGAAAUUAGACAUAAUUGAACUGAAACCAAUGUUAUUUUGGUUCGAUCCAUAUUCAUUUUUGUUCCAUUCGUAAACCGAGAGUUAAUGAUAUGGGUCAAAUUGUUAUUUGGUUACUGUGAUGGAUUGUCAGCCCUCUUUAGUUAAGACCUGUAGUAAAGCCCAUGGAUACAAAGUGGCAAAACCCAUUUAGAUGGGUUAGUGAAAUCAGUUUGGGCCGGUCUGUUAAAAUAAUUGUUUGGGCCGGGCUAUUUGGAAAGUUGGUGCAUGAUGUAAACGUGCCAAAGUCCCCAACGCCCUUUUCGGCAAAAAAAGAAACGCGUUUCUUUUUCAGCGACUUCACUAACCAGUAUAACCACACCGCCAUUUUCCCACUUGCGAAAAUAAACUGACCCCGCCGUUCACUCGAGCUCCAAAGAAAGAACAGCAUGCGCGCUCUAAUGGCGGCCAUUUCUCCAAUCGCCUCCGCGCCUCUUCCUUCCCUAUCUCUCUCCUCCUCUUCUUAUCCUUCUGAUUCACCUUCACCAGCUUUCCUGGUCUUCAAACCUGCUUAUCCGUUCCUCUCAACAUCAUUCAACAACAACUCCGUCCCUCGCCGGGAGAAUUUCCUAGCCGCCGCAGCCGCAAACGCCGAUGCUGCCGCUCUAUCCUCUUCCAGCUCCCCGCCGCCGUCUCCGGCUCCGAGAUCCAAGGUGCGGCGGCACACGAUCUCCGUCUUCGUCGGCGAUGAGAGCGGGAUGAUUAAUAGGAUUGCCGGAGUUUUCGCCAGGAGAGGUUACAACAUUGAGUCGCUUGCCGUUGGUUUGAACAAGGACAAGGCGCUCUUCACCAUUGUCGUUUCCGGAACGGAGAGGGUGCUGCAGCAGGUCGUGGAGCAGCUUCAGAAGCUCGUCAAUGUCUUGAAGGUUGAAGAUCUCUCCAGUGAGCCUCAGGUUGAGCGCGAACUGAUGCUUAUAAAAGUGAACGCUGAAACUGAGCACCGUGCUGAGAUCAAGUGGUUGGUGGACAUCUUUAGGGCGAAAAUCGUUGAUAUCUCAGAGCAGUCAGUCACAAUUGAGGUGACUGGAGACCCAGGGAAAAUGGUUGCUGUGCAGAGAAAUCUAAGCAAGUUUGGAAUCAAAGAAAUUGCUAGAACUGGCAAGAUUGCAUUGAGAAGAGAAAAAAUGGGUGCCACUGCUCCCUUUUGGCGAUUCUCUGCCUCUUCGUAUCCUGAUCUCGGAGAGAAUGGGGCUGACAAUGGAUUCUCAGCGGUUACAAGUAGAGCAGUCAUCACUGAAGCUGAUACGACUGCAGGGGGAGAUGUUUAUCCUGUGGAGCAGUCUGAUGGCUUUCCAGUUCAUCGAGUUCUUGAUGCACACUGGGGUGUCCUCAAUGAGGAAGAUACAAGUGGUCUUCGAUCACAUACUUUGUCCAUGCUUGUAAAUGAUGUCCCUGGAGUUCUCAACCUUGUUACUGGAGUUUUUUCUCGACGAGGUUAUAAUAUUCAGAGUUUAGCCGUUGGGCAUUCUGAGAAGGAGGGCCUCUCGCGUAUUACAACUGUCGUACCUGCUACAGAUGAAUCGGUCAGUAAGUUGGUGCAGCAACUGUAUAAGCUAGUAGACCUUCAUGAGGUUCACGAUCUUACCUCCUCGCCAUUCGCUGAACGUGAACUAAUGUUGAUCAAGAUUGCAGUGAACGCUGCCGCUCGCCGCGACGUCCUUGAUAUUGCCACCAUUUUCAGGGCAAAAGCAGUUGAUGUCUCUGACCACACCAUAACCCUCGAGCUUACGGGAGAUCUGGACAAGAUGGUUGCUCUGCAGAGAUUGUUGGAACCCUUUGGCAUAUGCGAGGUUGCACGAACUGGAAGAAUAGCUCUCGUUCGCGAAUCAGGCGUGGAUUCCAAAUAUCUCCGCGGAUACUCUUAUCCUAUAUAGUUAAUUCACAGGCGUCAGUUGUACGCAGCGAUCGUGAAGAAAGCAGUCUAACAGCAUGUUUCAGUGAGGAAAGAGUGAAGCCUCCACUGGGGGAUGGUUCGGUCACUGAUUGUAUUCUGUGCCAUUGCUGUGCUAUACUACGUCAUGUUCUGUAGUUUGAGACCAGCUACGUCAUGUUCUGUGCCAUAGCUUUCCUUUUCGUUACCAGUCCCCAUUUUGGUUGUGAUAGCAAUUCGUAACGCAGCUAGCUAUUAUUUUAAUUGGGGUUGACCCAAAUUAUGAUCAUAUAAUCAAUGAUUAUAUGACAUGUGGUUUCAGAAUUAACAUUCUAGUCUCAACUUUGUAGUAUAUAGACUCAAUUGACCCGAUACAUUGAUUGGUUGUUAGUCAACACACCAUGUCAUUUUCUCGUUAGCCUAAAAAUCAGUAAAAAAUACAUAUUCAAAUUAUUUUUCUAAUUUCUAGUAUUUAUUAUUUUCAAAUUAACCAAAAAAUCCAAAAAAUUAAUAAAAUAAGCAAAUUCAAAUUAUUUUUCUAAUUUCUAUUAUUUAUCAUUUUCAAAUUAACCAAAAAAUAGAAUUUAAAAAACUUAAAAUGAUUUGAUAAUUUUUGGUUUCUAAGUUGAUAUUUAUUGAAUUAAUAUUGUUUGUGGUGUUUUUAGAAGUUCUAGAUACCAAAAUGUAAUUAAAAGUAAGAAAAAAAAAUCGAAAGGCCAUUUUCCAUAGAUUUUGAAGGCUGCAGAUCACGGAGUCAGCCUGAAGCUAUUCCCCAGGGAUGAAUAAGUCUAUUAAACACCGAUUCGGGCGGAAUACUUCAGUGGCCAUUUUUGGCAGAUUCCAAAGGGGUACCAUCAUCGAUUUCGAUCGAUUUCUGGAAUGGCCAUUUUUCAUAGAUUUUGAUGGCUGCAGAUCACGAAUUCAGCCUGAGGCUAUUCCCCAGGGAUGAAUAAGUCUAUUAAACACCGAUUCGGGCGGAAUACUUCAGUGGCCAUUUUUGGCAGAUUCCAAAGGGGUACCAUCACAGAUUUCGGGCGAUUUCUGGAAUGGCCAUUUUCCAUAUAUUUUGAAGGCUGCAGAUCACGGAUUCAGCCUGAGGCUAUUCCCCAGGGAUGAAUAAGUCUAUUAAACACCGAUUCGGGCGGAAUACUUCAGGGGCUAUUUUUGGCAGAUUCCAAAGGGGUACCAUCACAGAUUUCGGGCGAUUUCUGGAAUGGCCAUUUUCCAUAGAUUUUGAAGUCUGCAGAUCACGGAGUUAGCCUGAAGCUAUUCCCCAGGGAUGAAUAAGUCUAUUAAACACCAAUUCUGGCGGAAUACUUCAGUGGCCAUUUUUGGCAGAUUCCAAAGGGGUACCAUCACCGAUUUCGAUCGAUUUCUGGAAUGGCCAUUUUCCAUAGAUUUUGAAGGCUGCAGAUCACGGAGUCAGCCUGAAGCUAUUCCCCAGGGAUGAAUAAGUCUAUUAAACAUCGAUUCGGGCGGAAUACUUCAGUGGCCAUUUUUGGCAGAUUCCAAAGGGGUACCAUCAUCGAUUUCGAUCGAUUUCUGGAAUGGCCAUUUUUCAUAGAUUUUGAUGGCUGCAGAUCACGAAUUCAGCCUGAGACUAUUCCCCAGGGAUGAAUAAGUCUAUUAAACAACGAUUCGGGCGGAAUACUUCAGGGGCUAUUUUUGGCAGAUUCCAAAGGGGUACCAUCACAGAUUUCGGGCGAUUUCUGGAAUGGCCAUUUUCCAUAGAUUUUGAAGGCUGCAGAUCACGGAGUUAGCCUGAAGCUAUUCCCCAGGGAUGAAUAAGACUAUUAAACACCA
Linum trigynum is the source of this 4063-nucleotide messenger RNA. NCBI's taxonomy places the organism in Eukaryota, Viridiplantae, Streptophyta, Magnoliopsida, Malpighiales, Linaceae. The record is from the annotation of a GenBank genome assembly.